This is a messenger RNA of Gavia stellata (red-throated loon), 345 nucleotides long. It is a transcript of the gene PROK2, whose product is annotated as prokineticin 2. The coding region runs from base 1 to 345 and encodes 114 amino acids. The record is from RefSeq and is a predicted model, not a curated record. The transcript has 3 exons. Lineage: Eukaryota; Metazoa; Chordata; Aves; Gaviiformes; Gaviidae.
AUGCGGAGCUUGCGCGGCGCUCCGCCGCCGCCGGUGCUGCUGCUGCUGCUGGCGCUGCUGCUGGCCGCGGGGCACGGCGCCGUCAUCACCGGGGCCUGCGACCGAGACCAGCAGUGCGGAGGAGGGAUGUGCUGUGCGGUUAGCCUCUGGAUCCGCAGCCUGCGAAUGUGCACGCCGAUGGGAAAUUUGGGAGAGGAGUGCCAUCCUUUGAGUCACCGAGUUCCCUUCUCCGGGCGGCGGAUGCACCACGCCUGCCCGUGUCUCCCCAGCCUGGCCUGCGUACGGACUUCUCCCAGCAAAUUCAAAUGUUUACCAGAUUUCAGAAAAGAAGAUGUCUUUUUUUAG